This is a messenger RNA of Galleria mellonella (greater wax moth), 2091 nucleotides long. Its product is annotated as sphingomyelin phosphodiesterase 1-like. Gene Ontology annotation, cellular component: lysosome. Gene Ontology annotation, molecular function: acid sphingomyelin phosphodiesterase activity. The transcript has 10 exons. The coding region runs from base 82 to 2049 and encodes 655 amino acids. Lineage: Eukaryota; Metazoa; Arthropoda; Insecta; Lepidoptera; Pyralidae. The record is from RefSeq and is a predicted model, not a curated record. Gene Ontology annotation, biological process: ceramide biosynthetic process; sphingomyelin catabolic process.
ACGGGACUUGGUGAAGACGAAUUAUAUAGGUACCAAAAGAAUAAUUCUUAUCAUUUGCUGUUGAGCGAUCGAUCAGGCAACAUGAAGGUGUUUGUGUUAUUUAUGAUAAUAUGUUCGAGUAAAGCAAGACAACUUAUAACUCUAGACGAAACCGAAACAUUAUUCAAAAAGUACAUGUUGAAUCAGUUAACCGAAACCGAAACUGCUUCGUUGAAGGAAAUAUUUGAAUUAUUGUAUAGACAUGAAUCCAUAUCGAGUAGGUCACUUGAAAAUAGUAGUGCCGCUAGACUGAGUCUUGAUUGUAUAGUAUGUCGCAACAUAAUAGGUGCACUAUUUCAAACUAUACGAGAAGGUCAAACAGAGGAAGAAGCUACAAAUGUCAUAACAACAUUGUGUACGUCUUUAAACAUCGAAAAUUAUAAUGUUUGCAGAGGAGCUGUUGCAUUGAAUAUGCCUAUAUUCGUCCAUAUCAUCAGGACUGUCCCCGAAGCAACGCCACAAUCAUUUUGUAGUUUAGUCUUACAAUCAGCCACCAAUAGCAAUAUUUGUACUACUACUGACCCACGCUUUGAAUGGGAAGUGCAAUUGCCCGAUCCGCCUGAAUUUGUGAAUACGCCAGAAAUAGAUCCAAAACCAUUGAGAGUAGCCAUAAUCACAGAUGUACACCUUGACCCACUUUAUGAACCUUUCGGUGUUGGAAAUUGCGAUGAGCCUACAUGCUGCAGAUAUGGUCAAACACCAGCUCAGAAUUAUUUAUAUAGUUCUAACGUAGAUGAGUCUCUUUAUAACAGAAGUAUUAUAUAUUUAGAUGACGAUAUUAUGCUAGACUUAAGCGUAGCAUCUGAGAUUAAACGACAGAGAAUGUCAUCACGAACAAGAUAUGCAAAUAGUCGAGACACGGCCCCAGCAGGCUACUGGGGUGAUUACAGGGACUGUGAUACACCUUUGUGGGCAUUUGAUGAUACCAUUGAAACUAUUGCAGAGACCCACAAAGGUAUCGACAUGGUUUAUUAUAUUGGUGAUACAAUUGAUCACGGUGUUUGGGAGACAUCAUAUGAACUUAUAAACAACAUGAACUUAUAUUUAAUAGACAAAAUUAGGAAAACGUUUGGGGAUGACGUCUUAGUCGUGCCCGUAAUUGGUAAUCAUGAAGCUCAACCUACAAACCAAUUCGCGCCUUCAAGCGUCACGGGCGAAAAAUUGAAUACAACAUGGCUUUACGAGGCUUUAGCAAAAAAAUGGGAUCAUUAUUUAACUGAUGAGGCAAAAGCAACAUUGCUUGAUCGUGGUGAUUUUUCAAUAUUGGCUAGACCGGGACUUCGGAUUAUUUCACUAAAUAACAAUGUUGCAUAUAGAUACAAUUGGUGGAUAGUGUAUGAUCCCUUGGACGCCAAAAAACAUUUGGAUUGGUUAGUCGAGGAGCUGCAAAAAGCUGAGCAAGCUGGCGAGAAGGUACAUAUAUUGACACAUAUUCCACCUGGAGUGCAUGAUCUUACAUAUACUUGGACGAGAGAGUACAAUAGAAUUAUUAACAGAUUUUCAGCAACCAUUGCUGCUGAAUUUAAUGGACAUGUUCACUCGGAUGAGUUUAAAGUAUUCUACAGUCUUACUGAUGGUACACCUAUAAACGUGGCAUGGGGCGGUGGAGGUGCUACUACAUAUAGCCACUAUAAUCUCAAUUAUAAAAUUGUCGAUUUCGAUUCUAAAACUUUCUUGCCCCAAAAUAUUGUGAAUUAUAUAUACAAUAUAACAGAAGCUAAUCUUACGCCACAUCUCCGUCCACAUUGGUUCCAACUCUAUGAUAUGCGGAAUACAUUUGGACUUGCAGAUCUCUCAGCGGCUUCCAUUAAUGAUUUAGUAUAUAGAAUGCCAAUUGAGACUCACCUCCUAGAUUUGUAUUCAGCAUUCUUUUCAAAAUUAAGUGACAAUCGGUGGCCAUAUUGCAAUAUUGACUGUAAACUUAAUAAUAUGUGUAAAAUAGUAGUCACUGUACUUUGGGAACACGAAAGAUGUGAUGAAUUGAGAAACUUAUAUUUUUUAGCCAACUAAAUGUUGUUUGUAUAUUCAAAUAAAAUCUGUUUAAAUAAAUAA